AUGACCAGAGACGACGAUUACGUUUUGGGACGAAGCAUCAGCGACUCUAUCCGCCUAGAUGCGCAGCAUCUCCUUUGGAAGAUGCAUACGGGAUACGAGUUGCAUCCCGAAAUCCCCGUGACUAGUGAUAUGAAGAUUGCUGAGGUUGGAACAGGUACAGCUGUCUGGGUAUUUGACCUUGCCAGAAAGCUUCCGCCCACUGCUCGCCUGUACGGAUUUGACAUCUCGGAUGCGCAAUUCCCAGCCCGGAAGCUGUGGCCGAAGAAUGUGACUCUCGACCUGCUCGACUCGUUGACGGAACCGCCUGAAUCGCUGGCGGGUCAAUUCGAUGUGGUGCAUUUGAGAAUGUGGGCGAGCAACUUGCGUGGAAAGGAUACAUCCCUUUUGAUCAAUCACGCCAAGGCCCUCCUGAAGCCUGGUGGAUUCAUUCAAUGGGAAGAGGCCGACCUGGUCCAUCAGUUUGUAGAGGGUCCCAAAGCCGAAGACUUUGAACGUGAAAUCAAUGAAAUGUUUGACAAAGUGGGCCUGGACUACAGCUGGGUAUCUCGUCUGCCCGACAGCAUCCGUCAAGCCGACCUUCGGAUCAUCGAAACAGAGCGCAAGACUUUUGACAAUGACCUGAAGCACUUGUGCACCAACACCUACCUCUUGGCUCUACGGGAGAUCCUCCAAGGAGUCAAAGGGAUUCUGGGCAGUCAAACGCUGCUUUCAGUGACGGAGUUGGAACUUCAUCUGUAUCAUCUGACUCUGGAGCGGACGGAUGGCAUUGUCUACAAUUGGUCCCCGGUGACUCUGUUGGCGCAGAAGAGUGAGUGA
Molecule: messenger RNA, 816 nt
Organism: Penicillium oxalicum
Lineage: Eukaryota; Fungi; Ascomycota; Eurotiomycetes; Eurotiales; Aspergillaceae
Exons: 5
Coding region: 1-816 (271 amino acids)
Source: RefSeq, a predicted model, not a curated record